Lentinula edodes (shiitake mushroom) is the source of this 975-nucleotide messenger RNA. RefSeq names its product NADP-dependent oxidoreductase domain-containing protein. Bases 1 to 975 code for a protein of 324 amino acids. The transcript is spliced from 10 exons. NCBI's taxonomy places the organism in Eukaryota, Fungi, Basidiomycota, Agaricomycetes, Agaricales, Omphalotaceae. Gene Ontology annotation, molecular function: oxidoreductase activity. The record is from RefSeq and is a predicted model, not a curated record.
AUGACUGCGAAUAUCCCUUCUCUGACCUUAAAUAACGGUACUCGGAUGCCCUCUGUGGGACUAGGGUGUUGGAUGGGAAUCCCUGGAGAAGAUGAACGAGUGUAUUAUAUGUGCUUGAAUGCUAUCAAGACGGGCUAUCGACAUUUCGACACGGCUGCAGGAUAUGGUAACGAAAAGCAAGUCGGAAAAGCCAUCCGGGACUCGGGAAUUCCUAGAACUGAGAUAUUUCUCACUACAAAACUGCCGAAUUCUGCCCAUGGAAAGGUUCGCGAGGCGUUUGAAGAAAGUCUGAAUAAUUUGGAUUGCGGAUAUAUUGACCUUUAUCUUAUGCACUGGCCUCAAGCUGACUCCGGGGAAAUUUGGGGCAAUAACACAUACCGUCCUAAUGAGAGUCCCACCUUUGUUGAAACGUGGAAGGACAUGGAAAAACUCCUGGAGGGUGGCAAAGUAAAAAGUAUUGGGGUUUCGAACUUCUCGAUCAAAACCCUCGAUGUUCUCCUCCCACAAUGCACGGUUGUUCCCGUCACGAACCAAGUCGAGAUGCAUCCCUGCUUACCCCAGCAUGACCUUAAGCAGUAUUGCGAGUCAAAGGGAAUCAUUUUAACUGCUUAUUCGCCGCUAGGUCUGCAAUACACUGGAUCUCGAAUUCUAUUCAAUAUCGACACGAUUAAAUCUAUUGCUAAUAAGCUCAAUGUUGACUCAGCACAAGUUCUCCUUAGUUGGGGUGUUCAAAGGAAGACCGCUGUCAUACCCAAGACAGAAAACAAGGCGCGCAUGGAAAGCAACAUGACUCUUCUUCGACUGUCUGAUGAGGACAUGAAAAACAUAGAUGAAUUACACCUACAACCCAACAUGCACCGAACUCUCACCUUCAUUGGCUUCGGUGAACGCAUCUUAGGUGAAGGGAACAUAUUCGGUUGGACUUAUGAGGAGUUAGGAUGGAAUAUGAUCGAUGGUUUCGUUGUCUCGAAGUAA